AAUGAAUGGAGUAGGCGGGCUGUUUUGAAGACAGCUUAACCAAUAAUCAUGGCGGACACCGUUCGAUCAGAAACGUCUAGCCAAUCCGAUGUCAAAUGUGGUCUGUUUUAAUUGUAACGAUUAGGCAACCAUGACAACCAAUAAGAAAACGCUAUUCAGAGCGCCGCUUUCAUAUUGACCAAUCACGUCUGAAGAAAACGUCCGUCCAAUGGAAUUUGACGUAUCAAGGAUCCAAUCGCAAUGUCAAGAAUGCUGCUACCGCGGUUAGAGGAGCCAAUCGGAUUUCGAGAAACACAACCUUGGCUCAACAGCUUGUUAUUUCGUUUAUGCUUUGCAACCCAGGCGAGUCGUGAGCGGACAUACAGGAGUAUCCUUCCAAACCAAGCUGGACUCCACCAAAUAGCCAUCACAAUGAAGGUAGCAGAUGAGCCUGCCUACCUGACUGUGGGAACUGAUGUUAGUGCUAAAUACAGAGGUGCCUUCUGUGAGGCAAAAAUCAAGACUGUUAAACGGAUCGUGAAAGUUAAGGUGAUGCUCAAAGGAGAGAGUACCUCACAAGUUGUGCAAGAUGACCAGGUCAAAGGACCUUUGAGGGUCGGUUCCACAGUAGAAGUGAAGAGUGCAGAAGGCGUGUUUAGUGAAGCUGUCAUCAAUAAACUUACAGAUGCUAGCUGGUACACCGUGGUGUUUGAUGAUGGAGAUGAGAAAACACUCAGAAGAACAUCACUGUGUCUUAAGGGUGAAAGACAUUUUGCAGAGAGUGAGACAUUGGACCAACUGCCUCUGACUAACCCAGAGCACUUUGGCACUCCUGUCAUUGGAAAGAAGACUAAUCGAGGACGACGGUCUUCUCAAGCUGUUGUGGAGGAUGAGAAGGAGUCUUCAUCCAGCGAGGAGGAAGAAGACGACAGAAGACGACUCAGUGAUGAUCUCUUGGGGAAGGUGGUUUUCAUUCAGACUGGGCCAGAUCAAGCGUGCUGGUUCCAUGCCCUGGUGAUCUCACCAAGCUGCAACGAUGACUUGACUGUCAAAAAGGACCAGUGCUUAGUCAGGUCAUUUGCUGAUUCCAAAUUUCACAUUGUGGGCCGCAAUGAAACUCAAGAAUUGUGUCUGGACACCUUGUGCAAAUCGGAGCACUCGGACAAAAACGGAUUUGAGGAUGCACUGCUCUUCCUCCAGACCAAGCAUAUUCCUGAUGCCUGGAAAAUGGAUAUGAGUGAGAUCCUAGAAUCCUCCAGCAGUGAUGAGGGUGAAAGCAAGGAAAGUGAGGAAGAAGAGAAGGAACCAGAGCCAGAAGAGCCUGACGAUGAGCCAGACCCAGAAGAGCGGGACUACUUCCUACAACAGCUUUAUAAGUUUAUGGAAGACAGAGGCACACCAAUUAACAAACCUCCUGUGCUGGGCUACAAGGACCUGAACCUCUUCAAGCUUUUCAGGCUGGUUUAUCAGCAUGGUGGCUGUGACAAUAUUGAGAGUGGAUCUAUAUGGAAACAGGUCUACAUGGAUUUGGGCAUCCCUGUCCUGAAUUCAGCAGCUUCAUAUAACGUGAAGACAGCUUAUAAAAAGUACCUGUAUGGAUUUGAAGAGUACGUUCGAUCAGCUCAGAUCCAGUUCAGGACGGUGCACCAUAACGAGCCUCGGCCAGUCAUUCAGUUAGCUGUGAAGAGUGUCGAGCAGGAAAAGGAGGUUGAGAGCGAAGAACAGAUCGAUCCGAUCCAGGAGGCUAAAGCUAAGCUCGAAGGAAACAAAGAUAAACCUGAUGGCGAUGAGUCAGAUGGUGAGGAUGAGAAAAUCCGCAAAGACCUCUGCUCUCCUAGGGGCCGACGGCGCUGUACAGUGCCUCCGAUGAAAAUGGAAGGAAAAGAGCCAGUCAAACAGGAAAAGGUGAAGGAAGAGAAGAAGCGUGAAGAAGUGCGAGGAGGAGGAGAAGGCAGUGGAGAAGAACAGAAGGAAAAGAGAGAGGGAGACCUUUUGGGUAAGCGGCGCAGUCGGCGCUUAGAGGAGUCCGACAAAGACUCUGAUGAAGAGGAUCAGGAGGAAGACGAUGAGGAGGAUGAGGAUGAUGAUGAUGACAGACACAGACUCAGAGAAAGAGAUGAGAGGGAGCAUGAUGGCGGUGAUGAAGAGUCUGAGUGCUCGGUUACUGGGACAAAAGUCAAGGUCAAAUAUGGCAAGGGAAAGACCCAGAAAAUCUAUGAAGCUAAUAUUAAGAACACAGAGACUGACGAUGGUGAAGUCCUCUAUCUGGUCCAUUACUAUGGGUGGAAUGUUAGAUAUGAUGAAUGGGUUAAAGCAGAUAGGAUAAUAUGGCCUGUCGACAAAGGAGGAACAAAGAGAAGACAGAAAAAAAAAGUGAAGAAUAAAGAUGAGGGGGAGAAGGAGGAGGACAAGCAGCCCAAACCAGUGGCAAAACGUGGCCGUCCUCCACUUAAGUCCACACCUCCAAGCACUUCUCGAAGUGUAUCCAAAACUCCUAACAGCGAGGGCAGAUCUGGCAUUAAAUCAUCCCGGCUCUCGGAUCCUUCCACUCUUCCCAAUGGAGAGGGAACCCCUCGUCGGCGCACUAGGACGACCUCGGGGAUGUAUGAUUCUGACAAGGCAUCUAAUGAUUCGGGAAACUCAUCAGAAGAGAGUGAGGAUGAGGACACUCUUGAGAAGAAGCCUGAAUGGGCAGAAACUACUGAUCCUGCUACAGCACGAAAGCAGGAGGAAGAGGAAGAGAAGGAAAAGGAAAUGCUGGAGGAGAAAAGAAGGCUGGAAGCUGCCGAAACAGCGUGUUCCACCAUCCCUCAGGAGAAACCACAGCUGCUGGAGGAAAGUGAGAUGGAUCCUGAAGAAGAAAUGGCAAUGUCGCCAGAGUCUGGUGAUAAAUCUCCCAAAUCAAGAGCAAAAAGAGUUCGCCAGAGAGAAUCUGGGUCUGAGCCUCUGACACAGCUGCCUGCUACAACAAACCAUGCUGAGCCCGAGGGGCCUGGCACUCUUUCUCGCCACCCUAAGAAGCCUCAGGAUAGCGAGCACAUCAUCCCUGUAGAGCAAGUGCCUCAAACAGCUGGUUCUGACACAGAUUCGGCCACUGAAGACAUCGGUCCUCCCGAGAGGAGCUGCGCAGCCAAGCGCAAAGCCACAGAGCAUUGGUCUCCAGACAAGAAGAUUCGCCUCGAGCACAAAGAGGAACCCAAAACUCUUUCUUCACCAGAGAAGAAAUCAGACACUGAAAGAACAUUCGAUGAUGUUCAGGAAACGGAAGAACCCCUUGUACCAUCAGUUCCAGCAAUUCUAGCUCCUCCUGAAGAACUAGAGGUUAAAACAGAAAUGCCUGCUCUUACCAAAGAAGUCCAGAUAAGAGUAGAACCACUUGUAAGCCUGUGCACAAUGAAGGAGGACUCUUCAGCCAUCACUGAGGAGGAGAUGAUGCCUCAGAUAGGCCCAGAGGCACUGGUGUGUCAUGAGGUAGACCUAGAUGACCCCGAAGAGAAGGAGAAGCCAUCAGGAGAGGAGUUACUGGUGCUGAGGGAGGAGAAGACUCACGUUCCCACGUCAGCUGUGGUUCAGGUGCCACCCCAACAGCCCGCCUUUCAUCUCCCUUCCAGCCUAACAGCAGCAGCACCUCCUCAGCUGUCGUCUCCAUCCUCUGCCCCCAGUCCAGACGAGUCUCACAGCACCAAAAGUGAGAGCGAUGCCACCAUCGAAGCAGACAGCAUGGCUGAGUCACAUGAGGGGCUCGGGGAAAACUUUGACGCCAGUGCAAGCUCCAGCAACUCCAGCAUUUCUCUGCAGGAGAGGGAUACUAAGGACAAAGGUCAGAAAAGAUUGCACGACUGCAGCAGUGGCUCAUCUACUAAGAAGCAAAAACGUAACCAGAAACGGUUAGGAACUGCUUCUGGUGCAGAAAAGAAUGGAGCAGGUCAUAGCAGUGACAGUGAAGACCUGUCUGCCUUGGACACCUCUAAUAAACUGACUCCAGUAAAACACUCUAACCUGGCCAAAGCUCAUAAGCUGUCUCGCUCUCCUGGCCACGCGUCUCCCAGCAGCAAAGACAUGGAAAAAGACAAGCACAAAGACAAGCAGUCCUUCCCCUCUCCACGCACAUACAAAUGGACUUUCCAGCUGAAUGAGCUAGACAACAUGUCAAGUACUGAGAGAAUUUCUUUCCUACAAGACAAACUUCAGGAAAUUCGAAAAUACUACAUGUCCUUGAAAUCUGAGGUCGCCUCCAUCGACAGGAGGCGGAAAAGAUUAAAAAAGAAGGAGAGAGAAGUGUCCCACACCACAGCAUCUACAUCCUCUGGCUCAUCAGACACCGGCAUGAGUCCCUCCUCAGCUUCGCCCACUCAGAACACUGUAGCUGUGGAGUGCAGGUGAUAAGAUACCACACUUUUUUUGUUUUUUUUUUUU
Tachysurus vachellii is the source of this 4395-nucleotide messenger RNA. It is a transcript of the gene arid4a, whose product is annotated as AT-rich interactive domain 4A. The transcript has 25 exons. Gene Ontology annotation, molecular function: transcription cis-regulatory region binding. Gene Ontology annotation, cellular component: nucleus. NCBI's taxonomy places the organism in Eukaryota, Metazoa, Chordata, Actinopteri, Siluriformes, Bagridae. The coding region runs from base 241 to 4362 and encodes 1373 amino acids. The record is from RefSeq and is a predicted model, not a curated record. Gene Ontology annotation, biological process: regulation of transcription by RNA polymerase II.